CUUUGCGAUAACAACUUUCAACUCGAUACCACCUGGAACAUAUUUUGUUAAGCAUGGCGACGUGCAAGUCAUUUGCGCGCCAAUUGCCGCGCUAUCUUCGUCGCCCCGCUACGGUGCCCAUAAUUCCCACGUCGAACCGGUUCGCUGGCAAGCUCCAAAAUCAAGCUUUCAUCCGUCGUGGAUAUGCUUCCAUCUCCGCCGCGGAGCUAAAGUUCGGUCAACCACUGCACGAGACGCAUCCGCAUUUGCUGGGUCCUGGAGAACUGACACCGGGAAUAACCGCCCUCGAGUACGCCCAUCGCCGCUCCAAACUCGCAAACAAGCUACCAAAGGGCUCGGUAGCUGUCCUCGCAGCCGCAGAGGUCACCUAUCGAGCUUCGGGAAUCUUUCACGAAUAUCGCCAGGAGUCCAACUUCUUCUACCUCACCGGCUUCAACGAGCCUAAUGCUCUAGCGGUCAUUGUGAAUGAUGGCUCGGGCGACAACCAUCUCUUUCAUUUAUACGUGCGGGAGAAGGAUCCCAAGGCCGAGCUAUGGGAUGGAGCUCGCUCAGGCACGCAGGCCGCUAUGGACGUUUUUAAUGCCGACGAGUCAGGCGAUAUCGAACGCAUCGGCGACAUUCUUCCCAAGGUUCUCUCGGACGCGACAGCGAUCUAUACGGAUAUCCCAGCCUUCAAUCCCGGAAGGUCAUCCUUACACCGAUAUCUAUACGGUCCCACGGGCGCGUCGCAGAAGCUGCAAAAGAUGAUUGAUGUACAAAAGGUCAAGCCACUACGCCCAAUACUCAACGAAAUGAGAGCCUUCAAGAGCGAGGAUGAGGUCGUCCAGUUGCGCCGGGUUGGUCAAGCGUCCGGAAGAGCUUUCACUGAAGCUAUGCGGCACACAUUCACAAAAGAAAAGGACUUGACAUCUUUUCUGGAGUACAACUUCAAGAUCAACGGCUGUGAUGGCAGUGCCUUCGUACCUGUUGUCGCCGGCGGCUCGAACGCUUUAAGCAUCCACUAUACAAGAAACGACGGCACGCUAAGGGAUGGAGACCUGGUACUAGUUGAUGGCGGCGGUGAGAUCGGUACUUAUAUAUCGGACAUUACUAGGACGUGGCCGGUCAACGGAAAAUUCACUGAUGCCCAACGCGAUCUAUACAAUGCGGUCUUGAACGUGCAUCGCAGCUGCGUCUCCCUUUGCAGGGAAUCUGCAGGUCUUUCUCUUGACCGCUUACACACCAUUGCUGAAAACGGAUUGAGGGACCAGCUGAAGCAGCUAGGUUUCGAUGUCUCGGGAGAUGCCGUAAGGACGCUCUUUCCACACCAUCUAGGACACUAUGUCGGACUGGAUGUCCAUGACUGCGGUGGAUACUCUAGGGGUUACGACCUGAAGGCCGGGCAAUGUAUCACCAUAGAGCCUGGAAUUUAUGUUCCCGACGACGACCGGUGGCCCGCGCACUUCCGAGGCAUUGGCAUUCGUAUCGAGGAUAGCGUCUGUGUUGGAGAUGACAACCCAAUUGUACUUACAACAGAGGCAGUAAAAGAGGUCCGUAUCCCUGGACUGGCGCUGGAUGCUAAGCGGUGGAAGUUGUGCUAACAUUCGAAUCACCCAGAUUGACGAUAUCGAGGCACUUCGAGAUUAGAUUUGGAAAGACUUGGAAAAGAAAUAGAUAGAUACCCAUUCGCAUAUUGUACGAUAGUCAAAACAUUGUAUGUUUACUUGGCGAGAUGCGCGGCGAUUGCUGCUGCGGUGUGGUGGGGGAUGGAUUCGGGCAGCACUGUAUAUUAGUCGAAAAUAACGAGGUCGAAACCAAGUAAUUCACGCGAACAAAUGGCUCCAGCUUUAAGAAUUCGACGGGGAUUGAUCAUGGUCGCGGUGGUUGCAAGAAUGGACG
Molecule: messenger RNA, 1878 nt
Organism: Aspergillus calidoustus
Lineage: Eukaryota; Fungi; Ascomycota; Eurotiomycetes; Eurotiales; Aspergillaceae
Source: the annotation of a GenBank genome assembly